Molecule: messenger RNA, 978 nt
Organism: Capsaspora owczarzaki ATCC 30864
Lineage: Eukaryota; Filasterea; Ministeriida; Capsasporidae
Product: carnitine/acylcarnitine carrier protein
Exons: 3
Coding region: 1-978 (325 amino acids)
Biological process (GO): transport
Molecular function (GO): transmembrane transporter activity
Source: RefSeq, a predicted model, not a curated record
AUGUCGGACUUGAGCGACCACGGCGGACCGCCGCACCACAGCCACCUGCCGCACGCCGAGCCGCGCUUCUCCAAGAUGGACCACUUCAUCUCUGGCAGCUUUGCAGGCAUUGCCCAGUCGCUCAUCGGCCACCCUUUCGACACCAUCAAAGUGCGCUUGCAAACUCAAUCCGUCACCAACCCGCUGUUCAAGGGUCCGUAUGACUGCCUGCAGCAGACCAUCCGCAAGGAGGGCGUGCGAGCACUCUUCAAGGGCAUGAGCUCGCCGCUGGUCGCUUCGAUCGUAUUCAACUCCAUUCUCUUUGGCACCUUUGAAGAGUUUAAGAGCCGCUUGAGCAAUCCGUUAACGGGGCAACUCAGCACAGCCAACUUUGUGCUUUCGUGCACUGCCACUGGUGCGCUGGAAAGCCUCCUCUACUGUCCGUUAGAGCUCGUCAAGGCACGUCUCCAGGUCCACAUGCAGGCCUCGGCUGCCUCCUCCGCGGCAUCCGCUGCAACAACAACAGCAACAACAACAACAACAGCAACGCAGCUUGGUCCAAUGGGGAUGUUGCGUGAGGUGGUGCAGCAACGCGGCAUCCGCGGUUUGUUUAUUGGGUUGAACGUCACCAUGCUGCGCGAGUGUCCCGGCAACGUCAUGUACUUUGGGGCGUACGAAAUGUUCAAGACCCACUAUCCAGCAACCAGGCCCGAAACAGAGCGCAUCAUCAUGUCUGGCGGCUUGACUGGCAUGCUGUACUGGACGUUUAUCUAUCCGAUCGACUUGCUCAAAUCCAAAGUGCAAUGCGACGAUCUGCAAUCACCGCGGUAUCGCGGCCUAGUGCAUUGCUUCCGCGUUUCGCUGCAAGAGUCCGGCUGGCGAGGGCUCUUUGUCGGCCUUUCGCCAUGCAUCCUCCGUGCCUUCCCAGCCAACGGCGCUGCCUUUGUUGCGUUUGAGUUUUCAAAGUCCUUUUUGCGCUCCCAAGCAGAGAUUGCAUGA